This is a messenger RNA of Numida meleagris (helmeted guineafowl), 3276 nucleotides long. RefSeq names its product Fas associated via death domain (gene FADD). Gene Ontology annotation, biological process: signal transduction; regulation of apoptotic process. The transcript has 2 exons. Gene Ontology annotation, molecular function: protein binding. NCBI's taxonomy places the organism in Eukaryota, Metazoa, Chordata, Aves, Galliformes, Numididae. The coding region runs from base 192 to 779 and encodes 195 amino acids. The record is from RefSeq and is a predicted model, not a curated record.
CACUUCCGCCCCGGCUGGCGCGGUGGCGCAGGGCACGACCCCGCCGUAGCGGGGCCGGGGCGGACCUCGCCUCACGCGGUAGCACUGCGGAAACGCGACUGAAAUCCGCCUUUGGGGUGGGGUUUUGGUGUCCUGCUCCUCUGGAAGCCGGUGGAUCGGUUGGUGUCGGCUGCGCUGUAGGCCUCAGCCCCAUGGAUCCUUUCCGGGCUCUGCUGAACUCUUUGUCUGCCAGUCUGUCGGACAUGGAGCUGCGCGACCUGAAGUUUCUGUGCCAGGACAAAAUUGGGAAAAGGAAGCUGGAGUCUGUCCACAGCGGCCGGGAGCUCUUCAGCUUUCUCAUGGAGCAGCAGCUGAUUGCAAGUCACAAUGUAGACUUGCUUAAAAGCAUGUUUGAGGUCAUUAAAAGGAAAGACUUGAUCUCACGGUUGGAGCAGUUCGUAGAGGAAGGAGAAGCCGUUCCUCCUGAUGAGCAACCUGACAUGAAUGAAAGACGUUUGCAGAAGGUAGUUAUCGAAGUCAUAUGUGAAAAUGUUGGGAGAGACUGGAAAAUGCUGAUACGAAAACUUGACCUUUCUGAUGUGAAAAUGGACAGAAUAAUCGCGGCCAAUCCACGUGAUCUACGGGAGCAAUUGUUUCAGUCGCUUCGAGAGUGGCAGAAAUGGAAGGGGAAAGAUGCUAAGGUGACUGAUCUAAUAAAGGCUCUUCGAGACUGUAAUAUGAAUUUGGUGGCAGACAUAGCUGAACAGAAGCUCUCGCAUCAGAACACAGCAACCAUUUGAAAUCAAGAUAAAAACACUUUCACCUCACAGAUACAAAUGAAGAAAGAAGCAGAAGUGCCUUCUGAUCAUCUGAACCCAAAUCACUGUCAUUGGUUCUGUUAAUUCUGCCAUUAAUUUAUGUGCCUUAAAAUUAAUACGUUAAUUUCAGGUCCAGUAACUAACAUAAUUACAAAUUCUUUUCAGGCAAUACUCUGUAUUUGGUGCUUCCUUUAAGAGAUUUUAACUUUUAGAAUAUCGAUACUCCACUUUGCAGAAAUUCUGAGACUUUAUUUUUGCCUCCCACCUGAAAAUAAGAUAUGUUUUAUUGCAGGUACCUUACAAGUGCCUUGUCUGUAAUUACAUCCAUGGGUCACUUCUGAGGGAACUGAAAAUUUCAUUAGGAAGUUGGAAUUUGAAUGUAUAUAUAUAUAUACACACUUUUUUUUUUUUUUAGUGAUCUGUUUGUAACUAGUGUGAAAGGGGGAAGGAGGCUGAACUCUUAGCUAUGCAGUGACUCUUCUCUUUGUUUUGAGUAGUGUAGGAUAAUAUCUUCCAUAAUUUUUUAAUACCUUUGCUGUCAGUAAAAGAAUACAAAGAACACUGUAACCUCAGUCUGUAAGAUGGCAGUACAGUAGGACUCAUAACUACUGUAGUGGGUUUUUUGGCAGAAAAUGUGCCUGGAUUGAAAACAAUCUUGUUAAAAUUAAUUAUCAAGUGCCUUUAUACACAGAAUCACAGGAUGGUUUAGGUUGGAGGGGACCUCUGGAGGUUAUGUGCUCCAACCACCCUGCUGAAGCACACCCACAUAGGGCAGGCUGCCCAGUACCAUGCCCAGGCAACAUUCCAAAGGAGAGAGACUGCAACUUUUGUGGGCAUCCUGUGCCAAUGCUCUGUCACCUGCACAGUACAGAAGUGCUUGCAGAUUCUUAGAUGGAAAACAUCAUUCUGAGAGCAGUGUUCUCCUGAAACUAUCAAAGAAAUUGUAUCUUACAGUUGUUCACAGCAGACUUCUUUUUCUCUGCCUUGAAUGUUUUAAGAUUUUCUAAAGGUAAUCAUCUCAUAAUCUGUAUCAGGGAGUCUGGUCAUGUCUGCUGGAUGCUGCAGCUCACCUCAUCAGUAAGCUAUAGUUAGUCAUCUGUGGUCUUGGUUUAAAAAAAUAAGCACGUGCUCUAAUAGAAACUUAGAAAGCAAAAUGGCUUCUUUUUAGUCGAGGAGUGUGAAAGCUUACGGAAAGAGUACUAACUUUCUCUGUAGUGAUAUCCUGUGAAGAUCAGAUAUCUUUUGCCAUUCUUGGUUCUCUUCAGAGGUCACUCCAGAAUCGGUAGUACUUCCAAGUUCUCUGCAAUUCUUUCUUUGUUCCCAUUCCUUUACACUUCUAGAAUGUGGCUGUAAGCAACUCACAGUUGAAGGAGCAUUUAUAAAUGAGACCGGACCUAAAAAUAAUACAGAUUUUAUGCCUAACGUAACACUGGAAGAAAACUGCACAUCCUUCAAGACACACAGGGCAGUGGAAGCCUCGGAGUUUUAUUCAUUAUGCCAGGGGGAAAAGUUCUCUGAAGUUAUUAUCGCUCAAACAAGUUGGAUUGUUACUGCAAACAUUCAUCUAACUACACAGAUUAUACCUGAAGAGGAAGGCUUCCCUUUUUUUGCUACUGUACCUGUGUGACUUGGCUUGGUUCUUGGUGCAUGGUGCCAUUACUGUGAAGACCAAGUGUCAGCCUAUAAUAUUACAUCACUACUCUGUAUAAAUGUUGUUACAGUCACAAUUUUCAAGUUUUUGUUGAAGUUGGUGCUUCUAGUUUAGAAGAUUGCCCUUGAAUACUUGAUUGUAGUUAAUGGAAACUGCUGUAAUGUGAACAUUUUAUUUGGGCUUUUCCUUUAAAAAAUGCUUGUGAUAAUCAUUUAAAUCAUAUGAGUGAUUAUAUACAGGCAAAGAACAAUGGGUAAUAUGAAAGUUUCAACUCUGGUUUUUGGCAGGUGCAGUUAACUUUAAGUACUUGCUCCGAUACUUUGUCAGCAUCAAUUGUCCAUUCCAAAGUUCUGGUAGGAGGUGAAACGCUGCGCUUCAGCACAAAAGUUUUAGAGAUAUUUUUAAUAGUGUUGAUCCCCAUUCUGCAGUAUUUGGAUUUUUUAAAUUUUUUUCUUUUUUUUACUUCAUGUAUUUUAAUGAUCUUUGUGAGCAGAGUGGAAAAGAAGUUAGCAAAAUGAUCUGUUUUUGUUGAAGGAGUCUGCAACAGUUCCAAGUUUAAUCUGUCCAGUAACAUGUUUUCCUUAUCUACUUGUCAUAAAUCUUCUGGUUUACAAAAGAUUACAUUUAUCGGGAAUAUUAAAAAGAAAUAUAUUGCCUACUGUAUAUAAUCAGGAUAUUUUUAGAAUUGUUAGGAAUUGCAGUAGUAGCCAAGUGUUGAUCUGCAAGAAAUCUCCUGCCUUAGAAAAUGUAAAACUUUAGGAUUUGUACGUAAUUUUAUACCAUGUGAUCUUGUGCGUAUUUCAUUAAAAAUAUUUCUUUAAAAGCAAA